Messenger RNA from Ilex paraguariensis (yerba mate), 380 nucleotides. The record is from the annotation of a GenBank genome assembly. Lineage: Eukaryota; Viridiplantae; Streptophyta; Magnoliopsida; Aquifoliales; Aquifoliaceae.
AAAGAUUAGCUUACAAGCCUAACCGAGUGGAGGAAUCACAAUGGCGGGCCUUGGUCUAUUAUUGGAGCACUCCGAAGGCACGGGGAAAAAGUGAGAGGAACAAACUCAUUCGGAGCAAGAAAAAAUUUCAUCAUACCAUUGGCCGAACGAACUUUGCAUGUGUUAUGGAAAGGGAAAAGAAAAAGCAUAAUGGGAAGAAAAUGAGUUGUAUUGAAGUUUUUAAGGUUGCAUAUUCAAAGAAAGAUGGUCGACCAGUUAAUGAUGCUGUUGCACAAGCCUUGUCAGACAUGGAUGAACUUGUGUCACAAAUGCCAGAGUCUUCUAUGCAAUCUUCAUCUGUAGUAGAUGAAAUUUUCACUCAAGUCAUGGGACUGGAGUGA